Messenger RNA from Puntigrus tetrazona (Sumatra barb), 2136 nucleotides. RefSeq names its product Jun dimerization protein 2a (gene jdp2a). Gene Ontology annotation, molecular function: DNA-binding transcription factor activity, RNA polymerase II-specific; RNA polymerase II cis-regulatory region sequence-specific DNA binding. Gene Ontology annotation, biological process: regulation of transcription by RNA polymerase II. The record is from RefSeq and is a predicted model, not a curated record. Gene Ontology annotation, cellular component: nucleus. Lineage: Eukaryota; Metazoa; Chordata; Actinopteri; Cypriniformes; Cyprinidae.
AGAAGAUAUUUGUUUCUGACAUGACUUAAGUGUAUAAUAAACAUGUCUAGGUUUCUUUAGAUACAAUGUAUGUAUUCAGCCAAUAUAUUACACAGCUAAUGGCUCUAUCGAAACAGAAAGAAUAACGAAUAAUCUCAACAUGCUUUCUCAGGAUUUCAUUUAUCCGAUGAAACUCUUUUCAAAUGCAGUAAUCAGUAAUGCAAUCAAAUUACAAUUUUAAAGAAGUAAUUAGCAUUGGUGGUGGAUUUGCUUUUUCGACUAACUAACCCAACACCGCUCGAAAUAAACAACAGCGGUCAAAUAAACCUCAAAACUGUAAAACGAAAUAUAAAAACAGUAAAAGGACACCAGGCAAACCUGCAAAAAUGAAACGUGCUAAAUAAGACAAAUCAAAGUCUAAGGAAAAAUUACACGUUUCAUUUUUGUUAGUGCUGACCAGUGUUGAACCUUCCUCUCUUGCAUCAUAUUCUUCCUGAAAUUAGUUGAUUUUAUAUUUUCUUCAGCCCGAGGCUACUCUUUUGACGUUUGCUGUUGUGAAAGGGCUUUUAUAUAAAAAUCAAUGCAUUGCUUUUAUUGUCAGAUCUGCUGCAUCUCUAUCGCGCAUGCAUCUCGUCCAAAAUAACAGCAUCAAAACAUGGGAGAGUUUUUGAAGGGGCACCAAUGAAGGUCUCCUGGCACACAGCGCAGUGCUGCCGAGGGAACUUCAGCUUGGCAGCAGACGGCAUGUAAAGCGCUGACGGUGAACGGAAUGUUUGUUUUCUGGUUUCUAAGGGGUGGAGCGAGCCUGCUCCUCACUUCUCCACUUCUCCAUGUGUGUUUUCCCUGCAGUUCAUUUCUCAUCCUCCCUGCUGACGUCUGACUUCCGCAUUCCUCGCUCUUCCCGAUCAGGGAUCAGCUCCAGACCCGAGCUGAUGCAACGAUUCCCGCUCUUCAAGAUCUACUCGCGACCUCCGGCUGACGUCACAAAGGGACUCCACUCGCUCACCUCGAGACCAAAGUCAGCUGUGGUCACGGGCGUUUGUGACGCGAUGCCGGGACAGAUACCGGACCCCUCGGUGACCGCCGGCUCCCUGGCCAGUCUGGGGCCUCUAGCGGGCAUCUCCGCCACCUCGCUGACCGAACACCUGAAAUACGCCGACCUCUGCAACCUCGGGACCAUGCUGUCCCCUCUACACCUCCUGGGGAAGCUGGGCAAGCGCGCGCUCCCUAUUAAAGCCGAGAAAGAUGAAGAGGAAGAGCGGAGGAAAAGAAGGCGAGAGAAAAACAAAGUGGCGGCAGCGAGAUGUCGAAACAAAAAGAAAGAAAGGACAGAGUAUCUACAAAGGGAAUCCGAGCGUCUGGAGAUGAUGAACUCCGAGCUGAAAGCACAGAUCGAGGAGCUGAAGCACGAACGGCAGCAGCUCAUACUGAUGCUCAACCGUCACCGGCCCACCUGCAUCGUGAGCACAGACAGCAUUAAGACGCCCGAGAAGGAGGCCAACCCUCUCCUGGAGCAGGUGGAGGCCAAAUGAGAAGGAAGCACGCAUUUCCACCUUACUGUUUACAGGUUAGCUCGUCUCCAGCUAGCUGAAGCACUUGGCUCGAAGCACUUGGACGUUUUAGGGAAGAGAGCGUGGCGUCUCUGACCUGCGAGGUCGGAGUUUAGAGACUAAACAAAGCGGAAAGAAAAACACACGGAUGUGGCCCGUGCGGCGGCAGUCGUGAAACUUUUUUUUUUUGGUUGGUCAUGAAGUGCCUUAUUGGUUUUGGUCCGUUUGGUUUUUUUGGAUGGAAUGGAUGAAAACACUCAUUGAACGCUUGGAGAUGCAUGCUGUGGCCUCGCCGUGUUAACUGGAUGAUCUUCACGGACUGUCUCAACGUUUAUUCACCAUUGGCUGCCUUCACUUGUGUUUUUUUUUUCUGACGCAGGCGUCAUGUAUGCACAUACGUAUGAACUGUUUACAUCGUGCCAAUUUAUUAUAGUUAUCUAGUAUAUAAAUAUAUAUAUAUGAUUUUUAUACUUCCUGUACAUGGACUUAUCACUAGAUGUGAUACAUUUUAUGCAACGAUUUCAUAACCUCUAUUUCUGUGACUUAUUCAGUUUGUUGUAUAGCUGUGAAAACUGCAAACAAUUAAACAAGUGAUUUACAAAUGUUA